Trametes versicolor FP-101664 SS1 is the source of this 531-nucleotide messenger RNA. RefSeq lists its product as uncharacterized. The record is from RefSeq and is a predicted model, not a curated record. The transcript has a single exon. Gene Ontology annotation, molecular function: protein binding. NCBI's taxonomy places the organism in Eukaryota, Fungi, Basidiomycota, Agaricomycetes, Polyporales, Polyporaceae. The annotation marks the transcript as partial.
AUGAACGCUGCAUACCCGUUCAACAAGGCGGCUGCAGACGCCAUCCUCCGCUCGUCCGACAAUAUCGACUUCUGGGUGCGCAGGAGCAUACUCGCAGAAGCUUCGUGCAUUUUCGAGGACAUGCUCAGCAUUCCCCAACCCCCUCCCGGUGCGCUCGACGACGAAGACACCAAGGACGGACUCCCCGUCAUCCAUCUGACCGAGGGCAGCCAGGCGCUUGACAAGCUUCUCCGACUAUGCUACCCCAUCGACGACCCGGAGUUCAACUCCCUCGACGAGCUGCGGCCCGUUCUCGAGGCCGCGAUGAAAUACAUGAUGGAAGAAGCAACGUCGCUCCUCCGCGCCCGCCUCGUCAAGCUCGGCCACUCCCAGCCGCUCCGCGCCUUCGCCAUCGCGUGCGCACUUGACCUCACCCCUGAAGCGGAGUCGCUGGUUCCGCUAGCGUACACUGCGCACUGCGCCUUUGUCGACGAACUGAAAGACAUCUCCGCGGGCGUGUACUACCGCGUUUCGCACUACAUGGCCAAGUGC